CUCCUAGCGCGGGUCCUACUUGCUGUGCACGGGGCGUGGUGCCAGAGAAGCGCCUGCUGCCUGAGCAGAGUGUAGUCGGCGCGCCCAGCGGUGCCUCCUCCCUAGACUCCUUGAACGUCUUCAGGUCAAAGCCUGCAGAUUGUGCGUCAACAGCAGCGAAGAAGAAAGAGGAAGUGCCUGUUUGGGUAUUAUUAUUUCUGGGAUGUCCCCAUGAGAGAUUGAAAUUUGUGAGCAUCAUUAGAGCUGAUCCAGAGAAGACAAACAUAGAGCAUCCCAGUUGCCGGCAGUGUCAUAAGGACCAAAGAAAAUGACCAAGGCUCAGAAAUCCAGAAAGAUGGUGAUCAUAUGCUCGAACACUCGCAACAUGAAAGAUACAUGGACAGAAUGGAACAGUGCUAUGAAUUUAAUUCAUUGGAAAUUAUUGUUUCUCAGCACAAAAAUAAUUUUCCUCUCAUGGAAAAUUAUGAGAUGUUUGGCUUUCAUGAAGAAAUUGUAGAAUCAGAUUUAAUCAUUCUUAAAUUAAAUCAGAACAGACGCAACAAAAUAAAGAGAUCAGCUGUGCUCAGUGGAGAUGGGAAAACUUUUCUCCAUGUUGAACAAGAGCAAUUUUGUACUGACAUGAAAGUCCCUGAGUGUGAACAAUCUAGGCCCACGAAGUCACAGUGGAUUCAGCAUCAGGAAUCUGAUGAAAUUGAGAAAACACACACGGGUGAUAAAUGUGGGACAACCUUCAUUGAGAAGUCUUUGCUCUGUGAGCACCAGACCAUUGAUAUACUAGAUAAGACCUAUGAAUGCAGUCAGUGUGGGCAAAAAUUUGAUAAAAUGUUCAAACUCAAUGAACAUCAUCAGAAAGCUCAUGAAGGACAAAAACUGUAUAAAUGCUUGGAAUGUGGCAAAGCUUAUCAUAGUAAAUCAUACCUCCAGGAACAUCAGAAAACUCAGGUGGCACAGAUGCCCUGUGUAUGCAGUGAAUGUGGGAAAGGCUUCACCAGGAAGAGUGAUGUCACUGCUCAUCAGCGAAUUCAUACUAGAGAGAAACCCCAUGUAUGCACUAAAUGUGAAAAAGCCUUUAUCAGGAAGAAGUACCUCACUAUUCAUCAGAAAAGUCAUACUAGUGCGAAACCCCAUGUCUGUGGUGAAUGUGGCAAAGCUUUCAUUCGGAAAACACAGCUCAGAAGUCAUCUACAAACUCAUACAGGAGAAAAACCCUAUGUAUGUGAUGAGUGUGGUAAAGCUUUCAGCCAGAAGCAAUGCCUUAAAGCACAUCAGGCGUUUCACACAGGAGAGAAACCCCAUGUAUGUGGUGAAUGUGGAAAAGCCUAUAUCUGGAAGACAGCUCUCACUUAUCAUGAGCAAACUCAUACUGGAGAGAAACCCCAUGUAUGUGGUGAAUGUGGCAAAGCCUUUAUCAGCAAAACUUCUCUUACUUUUCACCAGCGAACUCAUACAGGAGAGAAACCCUAUGUAUGUGGUGAAUGUGGGAAAGGCUUUAUCACGAAGGCUGCUCUCACUUUUCAUCAUCGAACUCACUCAGGAGAGAAACCCCAUGUAUGUGGAGAGUGUGGCAAAGCCUUUAUCAGGAAGACUUCUCUCACUGUUCACCAGCGAAUUCAUACUGGAGAGAAACCCCAUGUUUGUGGUAAAUGUGGAAAAGGCUUCAUUGAGAAAGCACAGCUCAAUUCUCAUCUAUGGACUCAUAUAGGAGAAAAUCCCUAUGUAUGCCGUGAGUGUGGUAAAGCUUUCAGCCAGAAACAACGCCUUAUAGCACAUCAGAGAUUUCACACAGGAGAGAAACCCCAUGUAUGUGGUGAAUGUGGAAAAGCCUUUUUCUCGAAGACUGAGUUCACUGAUCAUGAGCGAACACAUACUGGAGAGAAACCCCGUGUAUCUGGUAAGUGUGGCAAAGCCUUCACUCAGAAAGCACCUCUCAGAAGUCAUCUACGAACUCACACAGUAGAAAAACCCUAUGUAUGUCGUGAGUGUGGUAAAGAUUUUAGCCGGAAGCAAUGCCUUAUAGCACAUCAGGCAUUUCACACAGGAGAAAAGCCCCAUGUAUGUGGUGAAUGUGGAAAAGCCUUUAUCAGGAAGUCUGUUCUCACUGUUCAUCAGCGAACUCAUACUGGAGAGAAACCCCAUGUAUGUGGUCAAUGUGGCAAAGGCUUCAUUCAGAAAAUACAUCUCAAAACUCAUCUACAAGCUCAUAGAGGAGAAAAACCCCAUGUAUGUACUGAAUGUGGCAAAGCUUUCUUACAGAAAUCAUCUCUCGAAAGUCAUCUGCGAACUCAUACAGGAGAAAAACCCCAUGUAUGUGGUGAGUGUGGUAAAGCUUUCAGCCGGAAGCAAUGCCUUAUAGCACAUCAGGCGUUUCACACAGGAGAAAAACCCCAUGUAUGUGGUGAAUGUGGAAAAGCCUUUAUCAGGAAGGGUGCUCUCACUUAUCAUGAGCGAACUCAUACUGGAGAGAGACCCCAUGUAUGUGGUGAAUGUGGCAAAGCCUUUAUCAGGAAGGGUGCUCUCACUUAUCAUGAACGAACUCAUACAGGAGAAAAACCCCAUGUAUGUAGUGAAUGUGGCAAAGCCUUCACUCAGAAAACAGGUCUCAAAAAUCAUCUACGAACUCAUACAGGAGAAAAACCCUAUGUAUGUGGUGAGUGUGGUAAAGCUUUCAGCCGGAAGCAAUGCCUUAAAGCACAUCAGGCGUUUCACACAGGAGAGAAACCCCAUGUAUGUAGUGAAUGUGGAAAAGCCUAUACCUGGAAGGGUCAACUCACUGUUCAUCAGCGAACUCAUACUGGAGAGAAACCCCAUGUAUGUACUGAAUGUGGAAAAGCCUUUAUUAAGAAGAAUUCUCUCACUGUUCAUCAGCAAACUCAUACUGGAGAGAAACCCAAACCCUAUGUAUGUACUGAAUGUGGGAAAGCCUUUAUCAGGAAGACUGCUCUCACUGUUCAUCAGCGAACUCAUACUGGAGAGAAACCCCAUGUAUGUGAUGAAUGUGGAAAAGCCUUUAUCAGGAAGGCUACUCUCAUUGAUCAUCAGCGAACUCAUACUGGAGAGAAACCUCAUGUAUGUGGAGAGUGUGGCAAAGGCUUCAUUCAGAAAAAACAUCUCAAAACUCAUCUACUAAUUCAUAUCUGAGAAAAACCUUAUAUAUGUGGUGUGGGUUGGAAGGUUUUAUCCGGAAGAAUUUCCUUAUAGCACAUCAGAGAUUUCACACAGUAAAGCAGUCCUUUGCAUGAAUUAAAUGUGGGAAAUCUUAUAUGUAGAAGUCAAGUCUCAUUAAACAUGAGAAAAUUCCCAACGAGAAAACUUUUCAUUAGGGUUAGUGCAACAAGCUUUCAAAACAAAGGAGAAGGUGCUAGAGUUUAGCCUGGACCAAGCAUGGGAACAGACAAUUGUGACUUACCAUGCAGGUACCCAUUCUCUGAAUUGCUGUCCCUCUACUGACAUGGCCCAUCGGUGUGGGGACAGGGCCUUCCAGACCUCCACAUGGCACAAGGGCACCUCAUUGCUCUUCCAGCUAUCAGUGCCUGAAAGAGCUAAACCUGCUUUUUCUGGAUCACAGCUAUACCAAACAGUAGAUUGCCCACUCAGUUGCCAGUAGUGCCCACCCCAUCUGCAUGCUCAUUGUUACUCCCAGAAACAGCACCAAAGUACUGUAAAAUAAGAAGAUGAUAGAAGAUGUAUGGGAACAACUAAUCCAGAGGACCAUUGCACCACAUUGAACCUCAGCCUCCGCGACCCUGAGACGAGAACUAGAUGGUGGCCAGCUUCCAAUGCUAAUUACUCAGAAAGGGAUCGCAAAAGAGAAGCAUGAGUUGAGUGGGAGAACAAAGUGGAACAAAACCCCAAAUCAGGAAAUAGAUCGGGCUUACUGGUCUGAUGGAGACUUGGAAUCUUAGUGACUAUGGCCCUUAGUGACUCUUCACUCCAGGAAAUGUACUCACUCCUCUGACUCAUCUUUCAGCUAAACAAUAUACCGGCUUGGAGGGGAAGAGGAACAUCUGAGAGGUAUACAGUCCUUAGAACAACCAACCGUAUCAAAUCAAAAGGAUAGCAUUUGCUUAUGGAUAAAAACUCUUAAAAGCAGGAAGGAACAGGAAAGAAGGUUGAAUAAUGAUGGUAAAACACAGGGAGGGUGGAAGUGGGAAGAGUGCUAGUACAUCUUAGGGGCUGCAAUCAAGAUAUGAAUUGUUGAAUGGAAAACCAAUUUACUGUGUAAAGUUUUAAAUCAUUAUUUUUUUUAAGAGCUCAUGUCACAUCAAUGAUUUGAUGGAAGGAAUGGGGUAAGGGACAAAACUAAAAAGGGUUGGUCUUUUUGGUCCUGGGUGGUGCCUCUUUCAGGAGCUGAACUUGGACAAUUUGAGGGGCCUCGCUAUGGGUGUGUAGAGGAGACAAAGCCUGGCUUUUUGAUCCUGCAGGAGUCAAUGGGGGCACUUCCUCCUUGCAAGGUUUAAUAUAAGGUUGGGAAAGGUCAGACUUCUUGGGAAGUGUAGGGUAAACUGCCUUAGGGACUGGCUCCUGGGAUCUUGGGCUAGGUGGUGCACUACCCUUAGUUGUCAACAAAGGCCCUGAGUGGGAAUUUGCUAACAUUACCUGGAGAUCUGCCUGCUUGGCACAUUUCUGUAAUCACCAUGGGGGUCCUGAAGAAGAUUUAGCCUAGUGGUUCUCAACCUUCCUAAUGUCUCAACCCUUUAAUACAGUUCAUGUUGUGGUGACCCAUAACCAUAAAAU
Molecule: messenger RNA, 4734 nt
Organism: Echinops telfairi (small Madagascar hedgehog)
Lineage: Eukaryota; Metazoa; Chordata; Mammalia; Afrosoricida; Tenrecidae
Product: zinc finger protein 585A-like
Exons: 4
Coding region: 346-3138 (930 amino acids)
Biological process (GO): regulation of cytokine production; negative regulation of transcription by RNA polymerase II; regulation of immune system process
Cellular component (GO): nucleus
Molecular function (GO): DNA-binding transcription activator activity, RNA polymerase II-specific; RNA polymerase II cis-regulatory region sequence-specific DNA binding
Source: RefSeq, a predicted model, not a curated record